AUGAUAAAUAAAAUUUCAGGAGUGCCAACGCCAAUCAAAGAAGCCAGCCUAGAUAGUUAUGCCGACUCACCAUAUGCCGACCCCAUCAACGCAAUUGACAUUCCGAAGCGGUUUAGCCCACCCAAUAUGCCCAUGUACGACGGAAUGACCAACCCAAGAGAGCAUAUCUUGACCUACAAGCAGCGGAUGAUGACAAUCCUAGUUCCCAAGCACAUGAGGGAGGCUAGUCUCUGCAAAGGAUUCGGCUCGACACUGAUUGGACCCGCCUUGAAGUUGUUAACCAGCCUACCAAAUGGAUGCAGCACUUCCUUUGCUCACCUCGACAACAUGUUCAAUCAGCAGUUUGCCAGCAGCAGGUGUUUGGAGAAGAAAACAAGCGACCUAUACUGUGUGGUUCAACGCCCAGACAAACCUCUGAAGGAUUACAUAUCUCGGUUCAUCAGGGAGAAGGUGAUUGUACCUGAGUGUGACGUCCCAACGGUAAUCGAAGCAUUCAGGCAAGGGUUGUAUGGCGAGGCCGACCUAUGGAGGGAUCUGAUCAAGUAUCCCAGCAAGACGUUCGAAGACGCCCAAGCCAAAGCAAUGGCUCAAGUCAGGUUGGAAGAGACUCUCUACUCCAAGAAGGGAACUAACGACUACACCAAGACAAACAGGCGACUACCCUAUCCCAAGAGAAGCAAUGAUCAUCUUGCCCCUUAUUCCCGACCUUAA
Messenger RNA from Spinacia oleracea (spinach), 711 nucleotides. RefSeq lists its product as uncharacterized. Bases 1 to 711 code for a protein of 236 amino acids. The transcript has a single exon. Lineage: Eukaryota; Viridiplantae; Streptophyta; Magnoliopsida; Caryophyllales; Amaranthaceae. The record is from RefSeq and is a predicted model, not a curated record.